ACUAAAAAUUAAAAGAUUCUUGUAAGGACCUCAUUCCCAGAUUCAGGAAAGAGAGAAAAUCAAAUGGCUUUCCCCGCCGCCGCCAUGAGCCUCCCGAACCUCCGCCAAGCACCGACAGCCGCCGGUGCCCCCGAACCUAAGCCCGCCUCGCCGAACCAGGUCUCUCUCCCAUCCGACUCCGAGCAGCCCCAGCAAACUUCUCGCAAGUCCAGGGGCAGCCCCCAGCUGAACCGCUGGUCCAUGGCCCGAGCGAUCCGGUCCGGCCGCAAGCUGGACCGUGGCGUCCAGAAGGCCCAAUCGACGGAGCUCGAGCCGGAGCCCGCACCGGUCGGGUCGCCGGACAGUAACGCCAACAACCACGCGUGGCUCGGCAAUAGCGGCAACGACUACUUCAUGGAGGUAACGACGGGGAAGCAGAUAUACAUGGUGUCGGACGGCACCGGGUGGACGGCGGAGCACUCCGUGAACGCCGCGCUGGGGCAGUUCGAGCACUGCCUCGUGGAUCGAGGGUGUCCCGUAAAUACCCAUCUGUUUUCAGGGAUUGAUGAUGUUGAGAGAUUAUUGGAGAUCAUAAAGCAAGCGGCCAAAGAAGGUGCUAUGCUUGUCUACACCCUGGCUGACCCUUCGAUGGCCGAGUCAGCUCGACAAGCCUGCAGCCUAUGGGGAGUCCCAUCCACGGAUGUCCUCGGCCCUAUUACUGAGGCAGUCGCUUCUCACCUUGGAGUCUCCCCUUCUGGCCUUCCCCGGGGUGCCCCGGGGAGGAACUUCGCACUCACGGAUGAAUACUUCCGGCGGAUUGAGUCUGUGGAGUUCACCAUCAAGCAGGAUGAUGGGGCCCUCCCUCAGAACCUCCACAAGGCUGACAUUAUCCUUGCUGGUGUUUCCCGAACUGGGAAGACGCCACUGUCGAUCUAUCUCGCCCAGAAGGGUUAUAAAGUCGCUAAUGUCCCAAUCGUUAUGGGCGUUCAGUUGCCCAAGACUCUAUUUCAGGUGGAUCCUGAGAAGGUGUUCGGGUUGACAAUCAAUCCUGUCGUGUUGCAGACUAUAAGGAGGGUGAGGGCAAAGAGUCUCGGGUUCGGCACUGAGGCGAGAAGUAAUUAUUCAGAGAUGGACUACGUGAGGGAGGAGCUGGAGUUUGCAGGGAAGAUUUUCGCACAGAACCCGGGUUGGCCCGUGAUUGAGGUGACAGGGAAGGCGAUUGAGGAAACCGCAGCAGUUGUGCUGAGGCUUUACCACGACCGGAAGCAAAGAUGCUCCAUGCCAAGAAUCUCAAAGCGAUACUAGAAAGUUCCGGGGAUAUGUCUGAACUUCACAUUGCAGAUAAUACCAAGUCGAGAUCGACCCCGUUCGCAUUGUUUGGCUUCCCAAUCGAGAGCGUGAAGUAUAUCAACAUGAUCGUCCCGAUGCUCGACCUGUCCCCAGAAAACAGAGAAACCCGUCAUACAAAAUAACCUAUGGCGUUGUCUGACUGAUGGCAGAAUCAGAUGGUACAGUACUAAGGCUACUUACAGUGUGGCGAAAAUAAAGAGAAUCUUCUUUGGGUCGAGAAUCCACCAAGGAGACAUUGAGGCCCGUCGAAAGCUGUUUCUACGGACACAUCUGCUCUCACCUGGAGUGCCGAUGUUUGCAGCAGUGAUCGUGAUCUGAUGGUGGAUUUGUGGGCUGCUGCUGUGGUCUAUCGGGCCAGCAGCGAGUCUCUCAGGCCCACUAGCAGCUGCAUCAGAUAUAUAUGACAUCAGGCUAUACAUAUUUGAUGGAAUAGAUUGACUUUUGCCGUGUAAAUUAAUUUGGCUUAACAAAAACAGCUAAUACGUUCACCUGUCCCACUUGUCUUCCUUACCGGAAAAGAAGAAAAGCAACCAAGAACAGAGAAGUAUUACCGAA
Punica granatum (pomegranate) is the source of this 1884-nucleotide messenger RNA. The record is from RefSeq and is a predicted model, not a curated record. Lineage: Eukaryota; Viridiplantae; Streptophyta; Magnoliopsida; Myrtales; Lythraceae.